This is a messenger RNA of Rotaria sp. Silwood2, 399 nucleotides long. The record is from the annotation of a GenBank genome assembly. Lineage: Eukaryota; Metazoa; Rotifera; Eurotatoria; Philodinida; Philodinidae.
AUGCGUCGUGAUUCAAAUUCUUCAUUUCUUGCCUAUGUCAAUGAUAAACGUCGAACAUCAACAAUUCUUUUGAAACCAAUUUCAUAUCCAAAAUAUCAGCAUCAUCAUCAUCAUCAUCGUCAUCAUCAUCAAAAAGAAAAACAAACAUUUCUUAUUGAUGAAGGAAAACGUCUUAUUCCAAUUCAUUCUAAUCUCGAUUCUAAUUCUAAUUUUCAUCGAAUACAAAUUCAAGAAAUGCGACGAGAAUUAAAACAAGCUCUUGAUAAUAUUCGUUAUAUAGCUGCACAUUGUGCACAUGAAUCAUUAAUUGAAUCUAUACGUGAUGAAUGGAAAUUUAUUGCAACUGUUAUUGAUCGUCUUCAAUUUUUUAUCUUUUUAAAGCUACUGAAAUCCGUUUGA